UUGUCCCAUCAAAGCUGCGUCUUUCCCUCGUCACAAUCGAAUCCACCCGCAUUGACAUCCGACAAUGUCUGACAACGUAUCAUCCUCAGGGGCCGGGUUUGCAUGUCCCCGCUGUAGCAAGACGUACAAGCGACGAGAACACCUCCAGCGCCACGCUGCAUCCCACACUAGCCUCCGACCUCACAGAUGUAGCUUCUGUGGCCAAUCAUACCAACGAGCGGAUGUACUCAAGCGACAUGCUCUAGCCUGCCAGACCAAAGUCAGGACCGGGGAGAUAUCGGCUACAGCGUCCAGCAGCCGACGAGCAUGCGACCUCUGCGUUCAGCAGAAGAAGGCCUGUAGCACUGGCCAGCCAUGCGAACAUUGCCGUCGGAAGUCGGUCCAAUGCAUUUACUCCUUCAGUAACGGUGUAGUAACAGAGAGCAACUUGCUCGUAGGCCAGGAUGAGAAGCAAUAUGAUGACGAAACCAACCUGCCGACCGUGGUGUUUGGAGAUGACACGCUAUUCGACUAUUUUGGCAACUAUACUUCAGUCUCUGAUAUGCUCCAAGGAUCAGAUAACAAUCAAGACUGGUUGGACUUCAUCAACCUCGCCGCCGGUCAUUUUCAGAUAAUACCGACCAGUCCCCAAACGCACCUAGACAAUUACACCUUUCACUUUCUCGACAAUUUCACGAGAAGAUCUGGGCUGGUGGGCUCAUUUGACUGCGGGACAUUUGAACAGCGAGUGCAGGUUGAGGCAUCUCACCGACCAGGCGAAGGCCAGGGUUGCCUUACUACGGAAUUAGACGAGCUUGUACACCUCAAUGGCUCAUCAAGGGAUCUUCCGCGACCGCAACCAUUAGAUCUCCAUGACCCUCUCAUCAUCCAAACUCACCAAAUACUUCUAGACAUCAAAGAAGUCGUUACCGUCAAACCUCGAAACAGCGUCGUCGAGCUAGAAUGGUCGACGGUCCUAGAACAGACCUGUAUCCAAUUCUUUUCUCCGCAUAAUUUACGGAAAUAUCUUUCCCUCUUCUGGCAUAUAUGGAACCCUAACGUCAACUUCGUGCACCGGCCUACUUUUGACCCAGUGACCUCGAAGUCAAUCCUUGUGGCUUGCAUGGCAUUGAUAGGUGCGAGUGUAUCGCCUAGCAAGACUGAUAACGAACAAGCGAAGAUCUGGUUCAACUGUGUCGAAGAAAUCGUCUUUACUGAUGACGACUUUUGCAACGACCCGCUAAACAACCAGGACACCCUGUUGCUGAAUCCGGUCCAAAACAUUUCGAAGAUCCAAGCCCUGCAGGCAGCAUACAUGGUUUGUCUCUACCAGGGAUGGGAGGGAACAGAGGCAAACAAACGACGAAUCCGUCGAUACCGGUUCAGUACUGUCAUAUCUAUGGCAAGAGACUUUGGUAUUAUGUCUGCCAGGCACCCGGAUUACUCUACGUGCCUAUAUGACAGAUUUGAUUGGAGAGACUUUGCUGCACGAGAGCAACUUAUACGUAUCUUUCUCUGGAUAUAUCUCCUGGACCAUGCAUUCGUGAUCUUCAACAACCUACCUCCCAGGAUGGUCAUCAAAGAAAUGAGCAUGCAUAUGGCAUUUCCUGAAGCAGCCUUCCAAGCCAGCACAUCAACAGAAUGCGCUCGAGAACUACAAAACUGGCACUUACGAUCCACGCUGAUACGAAACAUAACCUUUCGUGAGGUUGUUGAGAGCUUUUGUGGAAGAUCUUUCUCGAAUGACAUGCGACGGCUCUUCGCUGAUCUUGGUCCCCUUAACCUCUUCGCGGUUGUAUCAGCCUUCCAUGCACUGAUAUUUCAACACCAAAACUCCUUUGGUGGCCAUGAUCAACUACAGGCAGUUCGCAACGCUCUCGAUAAUUGGAAAUCAGCUUGGGAAACAUACUCAGAUGAAUUCUCAUUCUCACCGCCGCAUGUCAUGGUUGACAGACAUAAUGUGGCAACGGAGAAUCUAUGGAGGAGGGUAGGCUUUAUGCGGCAUUCUCCAGAAUAUUGGCUCCUGGGGAAACUGCUGGUUGAUCGCCUUUCAAGUGAUUCAUUCGGAAGUCCUCAGUCUACGGUGCCUGAUGCGAGCGGUUCAGCACACGAACCGAUUCUCACGAGAUAUGAUCAAACGAGUAUGCUUCAAGUCAAUGACUUGAUCACAGGGUUUCAGAAUGUACAUAUUCACUAGGCGAGCUGUCGAUUAGAACCUUCUCGUCAUCCCAGAACUAUUUUAUUGCUUCCACUACCG
Molecule: messenger RNA, 2236 nt
Organism: Fusarium odoratissimum NRRL 54006
Lineage: Eukaryota; Fungi; Ascomycota; Sordariomycetes; Hypocreales; Nectriaceae
Exons: 5
Coding region: 65-2176 (703 amino acids)
Biological process (GO): DNA-templated transcription; regulation of transcription by RNA polymerase II
Cellular component (GO): chromatin
Molecular function (GO): DNA-binding transcription factor activity, RNA polymerase II-specific; zinc ion binding; RNA polymerase II cis-regulatory region sequence-specific DNA binding
Source: RefSeq, a predicted model, not a curated record